UGUGGCUGUAACGCAGUCUGCCGCUGUCUUGCUGCUACUGUACAACACUUUACUCUCGGGGUUUUCACAUUUUAAAAGAUGGAUGUAGAAGGCGAGGAACGGAAAUACGGGGAACCCAAAAAAUAUGACCCCAGCUUUAAAGGACCAAUCCAAAAUAGAGGCUGCACAGACAUUAUUUGCUGUAUUCUUUUCAUCUUGGCCAUAGUCGGAUAUUUCGCUGUGGGGAUACUAGCAUGGUCCCAGGGUGACCCUAGGAAGGUGAUCUACCCCACAAAUAGCAGAGGGGAAUUCUGUGGUCAAGCUGGAACUCCUUGGGAGAAUAGGCCCUACCUGUUCUACUUUAACAUCAUGAAGUGUGCAAGUCCUGUAGUCCUUCUAGAGUUCCAGUGUCCCACCACUCAGAUUUGUGUGGCGAGUUGUCCUGAUCGAUCCAUGACUCUGUUAAAUGCCAAAGCUAGUUCCCAGGAAAACUGGAAUUACUAUAAAUCGUUCUGUGUAGAAGACCCAGGCAACCUGACACCUCAGGAGAUUCUGAAACAAGCCAUUUGUCCGGCAGUGGUCAUCCCUAGCAAACCAUUCACGCGGAGAUGUUUUCCUGCUCUCGGCAUAAAGGGGAAUCAGAUCACGGUAGGAAACGAUACCAGUUAUUCGGAUGGACGGGGCGGAACUGUACAAGCCAGUGAUCUACUGCCUGCUGUAAAGAAUGCCACAAUAGUUGCCGAAACUCGAAUGGUGGUAAUGAAGAUCUUUGAGGAUUUCACAGUGUCAUGGUAUUGGAUAAUCCUUGGUCUGGUCAUAGCAACAAUUCUGAGUCUGAUCUUUAUUGUACUGCUGAGGUUCUUGGCUGGCAUCAUGGUCUGGGUUAUGAUUGUCAUGGUCAUCCUCGUCAUUGGAUAUGGUAUCUUCCACUGCACAGCAGAGUACAUUCAUCUGAAGAACACCCCUGGGGCCAACAUCACCCUCCAAGAGCUGGGCUUCCAGAUGGACUUGAACGUGUACUUGCAUAUCAGACAGACCUGGUUAGCCUUUAUAAUUAUCCUGGCAAUAGUGGAGCUCAUCAUCAUCCUGUUGCUCAUCUUCCUCAGAAAAAGAAUAUUAAUUGCCAUUGCUCUCAUUAAAGAGGCCAGCAGGGCCAUCGGUCAUGUGAUGUCAUCGCUGUUUUACCCUCUGUUGACCUUCCUUCUCCUCGGCAUUGUCAUUGCAUACUGGGCCAUCACAGCUAUCUUCUUGUCCACAUCCAAUGAGGCAGUUUACAAAGUGUUUAAUCAGACUGAUUGCAUCCAUGCAAGGAACACCUGUGACCCUGCGAACUACACAGCCUCUGAAAUGAAGAAAGCGUGCCCAGACUCUCAGUGCCUUUUUGCUUUCUAUGGCGGCGAAUCUGCCUACCACAAGUACCUCAUUCUCCUACAGUUCUACAACGUCUUCCUAUUUUUCUGGUGUGCCAACUUCGUGAUAGCCUUGGGUCAGAUGACUCUGGCAGGUGCCUUUGCUUCCUAUUACUGGGCGCUCAACAAAUCUCGCGAUAUGCCUGCCUGCCCAGUGUUCGCCUCACUUGGCAGAGCUCUCAGGUAUCACACAGGCUCUCUUGCAUUCGGUUCUCUCAUCUUGGCAAUCGUCCAGGUCAUCAGGGUUCUGUUGGAGUAUCUGGACCACAAACUAAAAGCGGCAGAGAACAAAUUUGCCAAGUUCCUUCUUUGCUGUCUCAAGUGUUGCUUCUGGUGCCUGGAAAAAUUUAUCAAGUUCAUCAACAGGAAUGCUUACAUCAUGGUGGCCAUUUAUGGUAAAAACUUCUGCACUUCAGCCCGAGAUGCCUUCUUUCUUUUGAUGAGAAAUGUGAUCCGGGUGGCUGUCUUGGACAAGGUCACAGACUUCUUGUUGUUUUUGGGGAAGCUUCUUAUUGUUGGCAUUGUAGGUAUUAUUUCCUUCUUCUUCUUCUCUGGGAGAGCACAAAAAGUGGAUUUUGCUCCCAAUUUGCACUAUUACUGGGUGCCCAUUCUGACGAUCGCAGUGGGCUCCUACCUUAUUGCCCAUGGCUUCUUCAGCGUGUAUGCCAUGUGUGUCGACACACUCUUCCUUUGCUUCUGCGAGGACCUGGAGCGUAACGACGGCUCUGCGGCACGUCCGUAUUACAUGUCGUCUACGCUGCAUGAGAUCCUGUUCAAGGAGACAGAGGAACCUGCUGUUAAUUCUCCAUCUUCACCUCAGGAGGAAGCGGUCCCGCUUAGAACACAAAAGGCCUCCGUGGAACAAGACUAACAUGCACGAUCAUUGAACCUUAACUUUUUGUCAUUUUAAGUGUUUUAUUUUCAGAAAUUCAGGUGACAUCUUUACAUUUGCAAAAACUUGAACUAAAGACAGUUCCAAGUGUGAUUUAUUAUACUCUGUAACGAGAUUUGUGAAGACAUUUCGGUUAAUUAGGCGCCAUUAGCUUUUACCGCACAUUAUUCACUAAAUCUUCCUUGUUGUUAGGGAGUGCAGCCCAUGGCACAGUAAAGCUGUUCCACUGGCUUGUAAGUUUAAUCCUGGAAAUAACUGUAGUGUAUUUCUCAAGCAAAUAUUAAAACUUAGUGUAGUAUACCAACGUUUCACAGUAGGCAUGUCCUAAAUUUCUCAGAAGCACUUUUACCUUGUCUGGCUAAUACAGGUUAUUAUACUACUACUACUACUACACACUACAUAUACACUUACCAGCUAUUUUAAUAGGACCAUCUUUACCUCUGCUCAUUCAUAAAGUUAUUUGAUAAGCCAAUCACGUCAGAGUAGUGCAGUGUAUGUAAUCUCUUGCGCCAACAACUACACAUUUUUCUCCCAUUCUGUUUAAAGUGAACAUUAACCGAAGCUCUUGACCUGUAUCUGCAUGAUUCUAGACACUGCACUCCUGACACAUGAUUGGCAGGUUGGAUGAUUUCAUGCAUGGCCAGGUGUAUAAGGUUUCUUAAUUAAGCGUUGAGUGUACUGUAUACACAACGAUGUAAAAGUACUAGAUAUGUCAUAGAUACACUGCCAUACAUGUUUUAUAAAGAAAUAGGUCUGUAUGUUUUUUGGGCAUCAUGCAGACAUUGCCACAACGCUUUUCUGGACUUUUACUGUCUCUCAUGCUUCACUUUCUUCAGGUAAAAUCAGAAAAAAAAUAUUAAAAUGUUUUCUUGAUAUGAAAUAGUGUGUAUGGGGGAAUCACUUUAAUGACGAGCCCUGUACUGCUGUGGUAUAUCCAGGGUUAUGUUCUGUCUGUGUCAUGUCGCGUUCCUAUUGUCUGAAUGUUAAAUGGACGUGACACUUGAUUAUGUGGGUUGUUCCAGUAUUUAAAUAUGAACGGUCCUUCAACUUUGCACUGUCUGGGAUCGGAAUAAUCCACUGCUACUAUGCUAUUGAGCAUUUACUCUGUAGAUGCAAUGUUUGUCUAUUAUUAAUGAAAAGCUGAUGCUCGGGCUGGAUUUUCAUUUGGUCAUUUAAAAAUUUUACAGUAAGUGCUGCUGUUUUUAUGUUUGAUUAGAUAUGCAUGUUUUAAUGUUUAUUUUUAUUUUUUUUGGAUUUUGACAAACAAGUACUGCUGAUUUCAGUUUCAAAAGAUGCACUUUUUAGACACUAAGCCUUAUCACCCCAAAGAAAGCACCACUUUGCCUUGACGUUUAACAACGAACAUUCCCUGUUACUUUGUUCCUCUUUAACUGUUCAGUAAGAGCUGUGCCUUUUAAUAUGUCUAUUAAAAUGUAUAUAUGCUAAUUGCUUUUUUAUUCUCAUUUUAAAUGUUUAUGUGCUAUAUCUAUAUUAUGCUUUUAUAAACAUUACAUUUCUUUAAAAGUGAGAUCAAGUGUUGCAACAAAGAUGGACAAAGGUCACAAAUCCAGUACUUAAGUGAAAGUAGACUCCUAGCUGAAUAUUACUCAAGUAAAAGUGUAAUUCUUCCAUUUACAUGUGUAACUGAGUAUAAGUACAAAAGUACUCGCCUUCAAAUUUUUUAAGUGUUAAAAUUUACAGAACUUAUGAGUUCAC
Molecule: messenger RNA, 3996 nt
Organism: Clarias gariepinus (North African catfish)
Lineage: Eukaryota; Metazoa; Chordata; Actinopteri; Siluriformes; Clariidae
Product: choline transporter-like protein 2
Exons: 22
Coding region: 79-2259 (726 amino acids)
Biological process (GO): transmembrane transport; choline transport
Cellular component (GO): membrane
Molecular function (GO): choline transmembrane transporter activity
Source: RefSeq, a predicted model, not a curated record